Messenger RNA from Pseudopipra pipra, 1819 nucleotides. RefSeq names its product hydrocephalus-inducing protein homolog. The transcript has 10 exons. NCBI's taxonomy places the organism in Eukaryota, Metazoa, Chordata, Aves, Passeriformes, Pipridae. Gene Ontology annotation, cellular component: axoneme. The record is from RefSeq and is a predicted model, not a curated record. Bases 15 to 1760 code for a protein of 581 amino acids. Gene Ontology annotation, biological process: cilium movement; axonemal central apparatus assembly.
UGGAUCCUGUCGAGAUGAGCAUUCCUGGCUUAUCCCACGCCUUUGCUACAGUGACCUUCACUCCAGAACAAAAGGAGGACUACCAGUGCACUUUCACAGCUUCCCUUGUUAGCCCAAAAAGCAGGUCUGUGAAGAUGAAACCCCAAGAGCUGACCUUCACUGUCAGUGGAGAGGGGCACGUGCCUCAGGUGACAGUCGAGUGCCCGGGCCUUCAGAGUAAGAGAGGAACCCCUGUGCUGCGCUUCAGGAGGCUCCUGCUGGGGGAUUCACAGACACUCCCCCUGGUCCUUCGUAACAAUGGCAUCAUACCCACAAAGUUUACAGUUCAUAUCAUGGAUGACCAGGGAGUUUUCUUCCUGAAAAGCACGCAGUCCGCACUCCGUGCCUUCCACACUGCAGACAUGGAAAAGGACUCCACUGGAAAAGCCAAGAAGCCUUACCUGCUCCUGGAACACGGGCAAUCAGCAGAGUUUGACGUGUUUUUCAAACCCACCCUGGCCCAACGUCUGAAAGGGAAGAUCCGUGUGCCAGUGUCAGGCAACAGUGAGAUCGACAUAGAGCUGGUGGGUGAAGGCCACAAUGAUGACUUCACCCUUGAUAACCUCCCUGGACUAGCAGAAGACAGCCAGGAGAGCAAUGCUGAGGGCAAUCUGGAGGACGACAUCAUUGAGGCUGUCAGAGCGAAUCACAUAAAGUUUGGGGAGUGUGCAGUCGGGGAGCUCUACGACAAGACCUUCACAGUCACCAACCGCAGCAAGGAGGAGGUGAUGCGGUUUGAGUGGCUGCUGGCAGAUGCCCCGUUCCAGUUCUCCCCCAAGGUGGGACACCUCCAGCCUGGCUGUGCCAAGAAUAUCAGAGUGACCUUGAAAUCCAAGGUCCCGGUCACCAUCAAAAGGCACUCUGUGAACUGUAAGGUGGCCAAGAUCAAAUACCAGCUGCCACCAGAGGAGGUUUGCGACUGGGAUGACAGAAUGUGCACUGAGAAGUGGGAGGAUACCACCGAGAGACUCCCAGGAGCCCGCUGGCCUUUGAAGCGGAGGGUGGUCAAGGCAGUCCCGGAACCACCUCACACCAUCGUGGAGAGGAGCAGCCACGAGGUCGAGCUUUUCCUCAGUGCUCAGGUUGACUACGCCGAGUUCAAACUGGACACGGUCGAGGUUCAACUGAAGCAGACUGAGCUCUUCCAGACAGAGAUAAGCACUUUCCGGAUGUCCAAUACAGGGAAUGUAGCCCUGAAAUACUGCUGGGUGGAGAAUCUGGAGGAGGAAAUACCAUCAAAGAGUUCUGGGAGGCCGUUCUCGUCCACUCAGACACGUGAUUUCUUGUCCUCUACUGCUGAGGAUCUCUGGGAAAGGAAUCGUGCAAGGCUGGUGCAGCAGGCAUUGCCGCUCGAGUCAACUCAGCCCCAGCCAACUCAGCCCCAGCCAAGUCUGCACCUUAGCUCCUCCCUGGAAUUCUCUCCAACUCCCGUCAAGUACCCACCACUGUUCUCCAUCGAGCCCCACUGCGGUACCAUCCCUUCUGGCCAGAAUCAGAUUUUCCAUGUGAAAUUCUUCCCGACGCGUGUGGGGGAAUUUAAGGCCGAAAUGCUGUGCAGACUUCUUAAUCUGAAGCCAUCUCAGGAGAGCCCACGGGUGUUUGUGAUGGGGAAAGGCUGUUUGCCAAAGGCUGAUCUGAAACGCUCUACAUCACUGCAAAAAGGUGAAACCCAGAGCAGCAAACCCAAGAAGAAGGUGCAGCAGUCAGCAAAACCAGAGUGACACCAUUUGUGUCAUGGCUUCUCCUGCUCGUGGUUUCCCAGCCUUCAGCAGAGACCUCC